UCGAAAUAGAAUCAACUUCAAAGAUGUCAGGACGCGGCGGUGGCGGAAAAGGUGCCGGAAAAGCGCGAUCUAAGGCCAGGACUCGCUCCUCCCGGGCCGGGCUGCAGUUCCCGGUGGGCCGUGUUCACAGGCUGCUGAGGAAGGGCAACUACGGGGAGAGAGUGGGCGCCGGGGCUCCGGUGUACCUGGCGGCCGUGCUGGAGUACCUGACCGCUGAGAUCCUGGAGCUGGCCGGUAACGCCGCCCGGGACAACAAGAAGACCCGCAUCAUCCCCAGACACCUGCAGCUGGCGGUCCGCAACGACGAGGAGCUCAACAAGCUGCUGGGGGGAGUCACCAUCGCUCAGGGCGGAGUGCUGCCCAACAUCCAGUCCGUGCUGCUGCCCAAGAAGAACGAGAAGAACACCAAGAACAAGCCCAACAAGAAGAGGACCAGCACUGGGAGACCCCCCAGAAAGACUGUCAGACCCAAGAAGAGCGGCGCUGGCCGGAAGGCCACGCCCACCAAGAGAUCCAGGGCCAAGACCAGCAGCAAGAAGUAAAACCACCAGAAACCAACAGCAACGGCUCUUUUCAGAGCCACCACAGGUCCCUCUGAAGAGCUGCAGACCACCUGUAGACCACCAGCAACACCGAGAACCACCUGUAGACCACCAGCAACACCGAGAACCACCUGUAGACCACCGAGAACCACCUGUAGACCACCGAGAACCACCUGUAGACCACCAGCAACACCAGGAACCACCUGUAGACCACCGAGAACCACCAACACCUGCAGAUCCUCCUCUGCUAUGUGCAUCCUCACUCUCAGUAUUUUCAUAAAUAAUAUUUUUAUUAUUAAAUAAAAAUGACUGAAGGGCUGAAAAAGACUUUAACCAGUUUUAAACACAGACUAGUCUUCAUUUGAAUUUUUCAUUUUUUUUUUAAUUCAAAAUGUGUUUUGUUCCGUAAAUCCAACACAAUUAGAUAUUUUCGUCUUUAGAUUGGAUUCCAUAAAUCCAGGAAGAUUUGUU
Salarias fasciatus (jewelled blenny) is the source of this 1013-nucleotide messenger RNA. RefSeq names its product histone H2A-like. Gene Ontology annotation, molecular function: structural constituent of chromatin; DNA binding; protein heterodimerization activity. Gene Ontology annotation, cellular component: nucleosome. The coding region runs from base 24 to 542 and encodes 172 amino acids. The record is from RefSeq and is a predicted model, not a curated record. NCBI's taxonomy places the organism in Eukaryota, Metazoa, Chordata, Actinopteri, Blenniiformes, Blenniidae. The transcript is spliced from 2 exons.